GACUUUAGGUCGGAUGUGCGGAUAGAAAGAGCAACCAGGAGGUUGAUUAAGAUUGGGGGACGAAUGUGCAUUGUGUGCCACUUCCCUAAUUAGAUGAGACGCGCGCGUGGGACCGCAUUAAGGGUCCCCCUGGUUAUGUAACUGGCCAACAGGCAGGUGUAAGAGCGGCGAGUCCUCGGGAUGGACCAUUUUCACGCAUUCAAACGACGCUAUGAGGGCGUAAUAACAUAAUAGACUGUAAUAAGUUGUGGCUAUUGCUGGUCAAUUGCUCAUAGCAGUUUGGAGUAGGACGGCCGAAUAGAAACACCAAAAAUUCGAGCAGCACGAAGGCAUCUAAAGCACCCAUCGACCAUACGAUCCGAUCAUCCCUCUGGUAUCUUAAGUACGAAGCAAGUGCUUCGAAGAUUUCGGCUUUGUCUUCCCGUCUGUCGGUACACUGGUAGUUCCAUCGCUCCGAACGGGUCCGGCGAUCGCCUGCGCCACCUCCGCCAUCUUCGUUCCUUCGCCGCCUCCACCAAAGUUUUUAAAUGUUUUCUAACGUGAAUUAUGAAGUUUAAGGGAGACGGAAUCUUCAGCCCAACCGUGAAAAACAAAAAGGUCUGCAGAUGACCGCGCUGCAUCAAACACGUGCUGCCCACAGAAAUAUACACCAUUCCUAGUCUGUGGAUCUCCUCUUCUGCACAAUUACUCCAUGCAUUGUAAUUAGUUGUAAUUAAUCAAAGCGCGGCCAACAAACCCCGCUUAAUUGUGCUAUGGAAUUAUGCAAGGAAAACUAUGGACCUAACGCCAUGGAGAGCCACAACCUCAUUAAUUCCACUGCAAAGGCCCACGAGGAUCCUAGUCCUUCCGACGCUUGUAUAGUCAGCGAUAUGGAAUUAACUUUAGUCAGCCCGACGUCGGAAACCAACGACAACGACAAUGGAAGAUUACCGGACGUUGUCGUCGAGGCAAAACUACCCGGCGACGAUGUUCCAGAACAGAUCCAGGAGACCUACUUCUCGAUAGCAAUCCAGGUGUUCAUUCCAUUCCUCAUCGCCGGUUUCGGCAUGGUAUUUGCUGGAUUGGUUCUAGAUAGGAUACAGCAUUGGCCCGUAUUCGAGAAAGUCACCGAAUUGGUGAUCCUAAUCCCCGCCCUGUUGGGCUUAAAAGGGAACCUGGAGAUGACCCUCGCAUCCCGCCUAUCCACCCAAGCGAACCUGGGCCAUAUGGAUACUCCGAAGCAGCAGCUGAGUAUGAUUAUCGGAAACCUAACGCUCAUUCAGUGCCAGGCUAUUGUGGUAGGAUUCCUAGGAUCCGUCGUGGCUGUGGUCAUGGGCGCAAUCAAAAGCAACGACGUGGAAUUGGAUCAUGCAUAUCUUCUAUGUGCCAGCAGCCUGGUGACCGUCUCCAUUGCAAGCUUAGUACUUGGCCUAAUCACGGCUGGUGUAAUCGUUCUAUCAAGACUGUGCCACAUCAAUCCAGACAACGUAGCCACCCCGAUUGCAGCUAGCCUCGGCGAUAUCACGUCCUUGGCUUUGCUGUCGUGGGUUGCCACGCUGUUAUACAAGUCCAUCGGUACGCACGAUUGGCUUGCCCCUCUCAUCAUAGCCGCGUACAUUCUAGCUAUCCCCUUGUGGAUAUGGAUAGCUAAGAGGAAUCUGCAGACGCGGGACGUUUUGUACAAUGGUUGGACACCUGUUGUCGGAGCCAUGCUUAUCAGCUCCAUGGGAGGAUUAAUUUUAGAUUUCAUGGUAUCCAGAUUUGAGGGCAUCGCCGUUUUUCAACCAGUGAUCAACGGUGUCGGCGGUAAUUUAGUAGCUGUCCAGGCUAGCAGGAUUUCGACAGCUCUGCACAAGCAAUCAGUAUUAGGUGUAUUAUCGGCAGUUGGAAAUGAGGACGAAGAUACAGUCAUAUUCAUAUCACCGGUAGCCGCUUUCUGGGGCAAAGGUACGCAUGCCAGGACAACGCGUGUCCUGAUGGCUAUGGUCUUGCCCGGUCACCUGAUUUUCAUCUACACCAUCGAUUAUAUGAAAUCAGGAGAUACACAACUGAGUUCUUUAUUCGUAAUCGUGUAUUUGUGUGCAGCUACCAUGCAAGUAGCCACGCUUUUGUAUGUAGCCUAUAUAAUGAUUCACUGGAUGUGGAAACGCAAAAUUGAUCCGGACAACUCGGCAAUUCCCUAUUUAACAUCCAUGGGCGAUUUGCUAGGCAUAUCUUUGCUAGCAAUUGCAUUCCAGUUUCUGUACCUAGUCGGCGAUCAUGAAAUCCCUGACCCCGGUGAAGGAUAAGUUUUUGAAAUCAUUCACUCAUACCUUCCACUACAAAGCAAUACAAUGACACCAUUUUUUUUACACCAAACUAUACUAAUCUGAUUUUAAACAGAAAAGAACACCCAUAUAUUUUAUGCGAAUAUGUUCCUUUAAAUAUACCUCUUUCAUGUUCUUAAUGUGAUAUUGAACCUAACGGUUUUACUCAGCAAAAUGCUAUAGAAGAACAACCAAGAUUAGAACGAUUAACUUUUGACAAUAGUUAUAGUAUUUACUUUUCUCGUCAUAGUACUUGCGUCAAUUCAAUUCACAGAAGUCAUAUAUAAUUUUCG
Messenger RNA from Nicrophorus vespilloides, 2578 nucleotides. Its product is annotated as solute carrier family 41 member 1-like. Gene Ontology annotation, molecular function: monoatomic cation transmembrane transporter activity. Gene Ontology annotation, cellular component: plasma membrane. Lineage: Eukaryota; Metazoa; Arthropoda; Insecta; Coleoptera; Silphidae. The coding region runs from base 753 to 2267 and encodes 504 amino acids. The transcript has 6 exons. Gene Ontology annotation, biological process: monoatomic cation transport. The record is from RefSeq and is a predicted model, not a curated record.